AUGUCGCCGAGCGCAGUCCCUCCUCUCGACGGUUCCUUCCGAGUCCUGCCUGGGUUCGUCGACUACCACCAUGUUCACAAUCCCGAACUGCCUGUCUUUCAGUUUGCGCGAGACGGCAGCGACGAUGUAGCCAGCGUUUCAUUCCGAGAGUUCGCCCGAGCUACCCAUCGUAUAGCACAUGCCGUCCGUCCGAAGGGCACCGGUAAGGACAGAGAGGUCGUAGCGCUCAUCGCGCACUGCGACACUAUCCUGUAUAUACCACUUAUGGUGGGGAUGAUACGAGCAGGAUUCGUGCCGUUCCCAAUCUCGCCCCGCAACUCGACAGCUGCCAUCUACAACAUGCUCGAGAAGACAUCAUGUCACCGCCUUCUUACCAACGCGUCCAUCCUCCAGCCACUGAUAGAUGGCUGCAAUACAGAGUUCACUGCCAAGGGCUACGAGUUGCAUAUCGAGGAGAUCCCGACUCUUUCCCAAGCUUACCCCAAGCUCGGGGAAGAGUCGGCUGCAGAUCCGUUUGUAGAGUAUCCACCCCUAGAAUAUGAGCCCGCCAUGGACGACGUCUGCCUGUACCUGCACUCAUCCGGGUCCACCGGGUUCCCCAAGCCGAUCCCUCAAACGCACAGGACUAUACUACACUGGUGUUCAUUCCCGUCUGUGACUGAAUCUCGUUACCACCCGCGCCCAGUCAUCUGGGGCUCAAUGAUGCUCCCCUCCUUCCACACGCUCGGGAUUUACAUGCAGCUCUACGCGCCGCUCGUCUCCGGCGAGGCCGUCGUCACCUUUCCGCCAAAGGCGCCCGCUCCCCCCGUCAUGCCCAACCCGCAAAACACGCUGGAGCACUGCCGGCGCGGCGGCGCCACUGCCGUCGUGGUCGUCCCUGCGUUCCUGGAGGUGUGGGCCCAGAAUCUCGAAGCGGUGAAGUUUCUGGCGAAGAUGGAGAUGGUCACGUUCGCAGGCGGCCCGCUGUCGUCGAAGGCGGGGGACGUGUAUGUGAAGAAUGGCGUGAAGAUUAACGCAGGGUACGGCGGCACGGAAUUCGGCGCGCCCGCGUAUAUGUUCGAUAUCGACCCGGAGAAUAAGGCGCCGCAUGUGCUCAAGAACCCGAAGGACUGGGCGUGGAUGCGGCUCAGCGAACGGAUGAAGAUGCGCUGGAUCGAUCAGGGCGAUGGGACGUACGAGCUGCACAUGCUGGUAUGUACGAAUGAGAAUCAUCAGGUGUCGGUGGAAAACCUGCCUGAUGUACGGGGGUACGCGACUUCGGACCUGUGGGAGAAACACCCGACGAUCGAGGGGCUGUGGAAGAUCGUUGGUCGCACAGACGAUGUGCUCGUGUUAGCAUCUGGCGAGAAGACCGUCCCGGGGCCCAUGGAAGGCCACAUUGGGCACAGCCCGAUGGUGCAGGGCACGCUCAUGUUCGGCCGCGGGCGCAACCAGGUCGGCAUCAUUAUCGAGCCGACGUCCGAGUACGUCAUCGAUCCCAAGGACGAGAAGGCCCUUGUCGAAUUCCGCAACAAGAUCUGGCCGGUGGUGGAGGAGGCGAACCGGGAUGCCCCAGCGUUCAGCCGGCUGUUCAAGGAGAUGAUACUCGUCGCCGACCCCGCACGGCCGCUCCCGCGCGCGGCGAAGGGGACGGUGCAGCGCAAGCCGACGCUGGCGUUGUACGAGAAGGAGAUCGAUGCACUUCUGAGCGCCACGUUCCUGCGAAACCGAAUUAUCGGGGCAUUACGGCUGUCGGUCGAUGUACCAGCCAAGCAGGCUCUUUCCGCUUUAACCCAGAACCUCGUCUACACCAAUCCGACGAUCAGGCAGCUGGCAUCGGCCGUCGCAGCACUGGUAUCUCCAGCUACCCUCAACGGGCUGCACGACAAGGCGCCUGCGAAGGCCAUUUCGGCCUUGAUCGAGAAGUAUUCGGCUGACUUCCCUAAUCCCUCUACGAGCAAUUCGAACUUAACCAGUACUGGCGGUGCUCUGGUUUUGGUUACUGGGACCACAGGGAGCCUUGGGUCGUAUAUUCUGGCUACACUCUUGGAGGACUCAAGGAUUGCGAAGGUCUAUGCGUUCAAUAGGAAGUCGCAUGCUGGGUCUUCGGUCGAGAGACAGAAAGCAGCGUUCGAGGAUAGGGGUCUGCCUGUUGAUCUGCUGUCGUCCUCGAAGGUGGCAUUCUUGGAAGGCGAUGCUACUGUGCAGAACUUUGGCUUGUCUGCGGAGACCUAUGAGAAGUUACACUCGACGGUCACACAUGUCAUCCACAACGCGUGGAGACUCGACUUCAACCUCUCGUUGUCAUCAUUCGAACCAAAUAUCAGAGCAACGCGGAACCUGAUCGACUUUGCCUUGACCGCGAAGUCGGGCGCGCUGGUGAAGUUCCUCUUCACCUCGUCCAUUGCCGUAGCCCAGUCCUGGGACCAGUCCAAGGGCCAAUAUCCUGAAGAGGUUAUCUCGGAGCCUGAGUAUGCUGUGGGCGCUGGGUAUGGUGAAGGGAAGUACGUCGUGGAGCAGAUACUUGCUAAGGUGUUUGAACACGGCCUCCAUAGCACGUCGCUGCGUAUCGGCCAGAUAUGCGGUGGGCUGCCGAAGGGGGCGUGGUCUACCAGUGAUUGGGUGCCUAUUCUCGUGAAGUCUAGCCUAGCGCUGGGAUGCCUUCCGCAGGCGAAGGGUGUGGUGUCGUGGAUACCGAUGCACACGGUUGCGUCGGUUAUCUCUGACGUUGCUCUGGCCUCGGUGGAUGUCCCGCUUGCUCUCAAUGUUGUCCAUCCACACCCAGUCGAGUGGAAUAGCAUUAUGGGAGACGUUGCGCAGGCGCUUAGCCCUGAAUCAUCGCCUCUGCCCGUGGUUCCCUUCGAAGAAUGGGUAGCCAAGAUCGAGGAGAAGGCCCUUAAGGCCGAGAAGGAAGACUAUGAGAGCAUCCCUGCAAUCAGACUUCUGGAUUUCUUCAGGAAGUUAGCGGAAGCGGAUAAGGCUCUGCAGGUGACUGACAAGGAAGACGUGGUAGAGGCUGGCGGUGUUGCGCGCUUCUCCACUGCUAAAGCUGAGGCGCUCAGCGAGGCUAUCAGAACCGUUGGUGCACUGACUAGUGCUGACGUGAAGAGAUGGGCUGCGUAUUGGAAGGGCAAAGCUUUUAUCUAA
Messenger RNA from Gloeophyllum trabeum ATCC 11539, 3126 nucleotides. Its product is annotated as acetyl-CoA synthetase-like protein. The record is from RefSeq and is a predicted model, not a curated record. Bases 1 to 3126 code for a protein of 1041 amino acids. The transcript is spliced from 13 exons. NCBI's taxonomy places the organism in Eukaryota, Fungi, Basidiomycota, Agaricomycetes, Gloeophyllales, Gloeophyllaceae.